UCAAUAACCUCCCACAAUUGCAGAACUACCUACAGUAGACUCAGAAAGUAAUUUCCGAUGUAAAAGCUGCUGAAUCUUUGGUUUUUGUGUUCCUCCUCCGGCUGCUGCAGGACUCAGAGCUUCACUUCAGUUUGUUUUGAACUCGCCGUGGUGGGUUUUAUCUUUCUGUCUGUUCUCUCAGGUUCUCCAUCAUGCUCCAUCAUUUUGUCCUUGUGAUCGGGGCCUUGCUCUCAUUGGCCACACCCAUGCUGGUCGCUAUGGAAACCUGCCCAGCAGCAGGGAUCCCCGGGAUACCAGGUAUGCCUGGGCUGCCCGGCAGAGACGGUCGCACCGGAGAGAAAGGAGAGAAAGGCGAAGCAGGAGCUGAGUGGCAAGGCAGCCUCAGUCCACAGAGGGGAGAGAAGGGGGAGCCAGGGCUGAUGGGAUUCCCCGGUAAACGGGGUCAGAGCGGGGAACCAGGGGAACCAGGCAUCCCAGGGCUUGCUGGACCACCAGGAGAACCAGGAGAGCGCGGGUAUGUAAUCAGACAAACCACUGAGCGAGUAACAAGGAUUGUUGGAGUCCAGGAGAAAGCAGCCUUCAGCGUGGCCAGAGGAACCAACGAGUACCCGGAGAAAGCCAGCGUCAUCCGGUUCACCACAGUCAUCACCAACAUCAACAAUGACUACGACACUGGCACAGGACACUUCAGGUGUCGGGUCCCAGGAACAUACUACUUUGUGUUCCACACCUCUUUAGAGGACCGACUCUGUGUGCUAGCUGAAACUGGACCAAAGACUGUUAACAUCGUUCUGCGAUCAUCGCCGUGGGAGGAGACAGGAGGCCUGGCGGUCUACCUGCAGAGGAAUCAGGAGGUUUGGCUGGAGACUAAAGACUACAGAGGGAUGAGAGGAAGCCCGAAUGGUUACAGCGCCCCCCAGUGGCUGAGCUGCAUUACUGCAGUGUUGGUGCUCUUGGUUCACGUUUCCCCAGUGGUCACACAGACAUGCACCAGGGGAAAACCGGGUAUUCCUGGGAUACCAGGUACCCAUGGGCCUGAUGGCAGAGAUGGUCCCAAAGGAGCAAAGGGAGACCCCGGUGAGUCAGGCCAGCCUGUCAGGGGUCAGAAGGGGAUGCCAGGUGUGAGGGGCCCCCCAGGACGGCCUGGGAUGAAGGGGGAUGUGGGUCUGCCGGGGCCUCCUGGCUUUCCAGGCCAGCCGGGGGAGAAGGGAAGAGCCUUCAACCCCUCCAACCCCUCCAACCAGGAGAGCUCCUUCUUCUCCCAAAAACGAGUGACAUCACAGCCACAAGAGUUGGACACUGCCAUCAACUUCAACAGAGAGAUUUUACCAGAUCUGGAGCCACAGUUUCAAGGAGUUUCACUGACAAAUGGAUCGUUCACAUGCACCAUCAAAGGCAUCUAUUUCUUCAGUUACCACGUAUCAGCAAAGAGCAGAGUGUGUCUGAAGCUGGUGAAGGGCAGUGACACUCACUUGAUGAUGUGUGACAUGGCCGAUGGUUAUCUGGUCACCUCCGGCUCAGCCGUCCUGGAGCUGAAUGUCGGAGACGCGGUCUCGCUCCAGGCGACCAGGUACAACAGCAUUGUGACGAUCCAGAGCAGCACCAGCCACACCUUCACCGGCUUCCUGAUCUUCCCCACCACUUAGUCACAGCCUCUCAUCCACACAGUUAUAGGUCAUAAAAUCAGACUUUCAGAGAUAUUCACAGCAGUUAAAUGAAAUAUGUGUUUUCUGUAAUAGUAUAAAGACUGGGAGAAUAAAUAAAGGUUGGCACAGCAAUCAUAUGUUGCAUGUUUUAGCAAUAACAGUCAAUACAAAUCAUGUAUACUUUUAAAUUACUACAUGACAUUUUUAUAGGGAAUUCCAACCUUUCCAGCAGCCAGGAGGUUUUAAUCUUUUAAGCUUUAUUCAGUUGUUUUCAGUACAUUUUAAAGGUGCAGUCUGUAAUCUAAGUAUAAAUGCUGUGUCCCACCUUCAAAAAGCACAAGACUGAAAUCUGCUUUUGCUUCCAUAUUGACUGAAAUACAUCUCAUACACUGUAACAUUAAACAACCAAGUCUACAUUA
Molecule: messenger RNA, 2065 nt
Organism: Lates calcarifer (barramundi perch)
Lineage: Eukaryota; Metazoa; Chordata; Actinopteri; Centropomidae
Product: collagen alpha-5(IV) chain-like
Molecular function (GO): protein binding
Source: RefSeq, a predicted model, not a curated record